UAUGUAAAAAUCGGAAAUUCAUUCAGAGUCGUGACAUUCAAGAACAGCAGGUUUGCAAUGGGAGGAGGACGAGACUACAGAUGUGACCUGCUGCGCAACAUCCAUGAGGGACUGCCCCUGCCCGAAGGGGUGACGGAGUCGGCCUUUGUUGUGGGAGAUUAUUUGUUUUACCAUUAUGGCUGUGACGGCUUUGAUGACAGGGGUUGGGGAUGUGGCUACAGGACUCUGAUGAGUUUGUGCUCAUGGCUGAGAGGACAGAUUAGUAAUGCAAAGUCAAACACAGGGAGCAUAGCACCAGUUCCAUCAAAUCAUCGUGUUCAAGAAAUUCUUGUAGAAAUUGGGGACAAAGAAAAGAAUUUCCUUGGCUCAAAGCAAUGGAUUGGGAGUGUAGAGGUUUGCCUUGUCAUAGAUACUCUCUAUGAUGUCCGUUGCCAAAUAAUACACGUGAAAUCUGGUAAAGAAUUAUCGGAACAUGUUGAUACCUUGGUGACACAUUUCAAGACUAAAGGAUCUCCAGUCAUGAUGGGGGGAGACACAGAUGUAUCAUCCAAAGGAAUUGUAGGUGUCUGUAAGAGUGCAUCUGAUACUUACCUUCUUGUUGUGGACCCUCAUUAUUGGGGUGAAGCAAGGGACGUUGCAUCCCUGCAAGCAAGCGGCUGGGCAAAGUGGCAGUCCAUAUCUGAUUUUCAGGCUUCCUCAUUUUAUAAUCUUUGCUUACCUCAGUUUACUGCCAAGUUAUUAGAAACCAGUUCAUAAAUUAGUGGAAGACCUUCAAAGUCAAGCUGCAAGAUAUACCUAUGUGCUGGGCUUAUUCCCUUCGCUUGGUGGAGUGGACCACUCAGUGUGUGUAGGAACAAAUUUGGUAAAGAUUAUUACGUGACCAUUAUGCUACAGUAAAUUUUUAAGGUGAAUGAAAUGAGGCUGAAAGGAGAAUGCUUCUGGGCAAGAUUCUGCCAGUUCAUUUCAACCAUUGACUGCCUUCAGUAUGAUUACAACAGCACUCCUUUAAUCAUCAGUUAGAAAGAGAAAAAAUAUUUACAGUGAUUUUUCUAAUGAUUUUGUUUGCAUGUAUGAAUUCAUGUAUGCAUGCAUAUAUGCAUGUGUGCAAGUAUGCAUGUCUUUGCUUGCACGUGACACAAAGCAUGUUGCUUUGUGUGACAGAAGAUACAGUGAUAACAUGGAAAAUAUACACAUACUAUUAUGAGUUCCGAAACCAUGGAGGGAACUUCUUAUGCCUUGAGUGCAAGGUUAGACAGAUAUUUGCUAAGCAAACAUCAACAAUACAGUUUAAAAAAAUAUCUCAUUGCAGUCUCUUCCACUACCCUCAGACCCUCCAUCCCCACAAUCAUGAAUUUCAGCAUGAUAGUAAUGCUGCUUAUACGGAAGAUGUCAUUAGCUUAUUUCAGAAAUUCCAUGAUGACAUUAUCACUUGUAGUCUAGUAUGCCGUUACUUUCUUGUGCCACUUGUUUAUGCUCACCUGCUUAAUUAAAUGGGUCAUUAUGAAGCCAAACCAACAACCAACUGUUUUUGCUAUUUGCUUUGUAUAGUAUGUAAAGCCUGGAGACUAAAGCUACAUUAUAAUUUCCUGAGAAGUGCAGGGUCCCACUCAACCCCCCAUUUGCACAUGCUGUAAAGAAAUACAUCCAGGCUUUUGCCAAGAAAAAAGAAAAAAAUCCAGCUUAAAUCAUAUCAAUAGUUAUUAAAUUCAAAAUCCUGAUUUUUGUUGAAGAGUAUGGCAACGACAAGAAUAGUUUACAAACAUUUUUGUGAAUAGUGGACCAUGGGAUAGAUCCUACAUUA
This is a messenger RNA of Penaeus indicus, 1801 nucleotides long. RefSeq names its product ufm1-specific protease 1-like. The transcript is spliced from 5 exons. NCBI's taxonomy places the organism in Eukaryota, Metazoa, Arthropoda, Malacostraca, Decapoda, Penaeidae. The record is from RefSeq and is a predicted model, not a curated record. The coding region runs from base 58 to 756 and encodes 232 amino acids.